Messenger RNA from Anarrhichthys ocellatus (wolf-eel), 6104 nucleotides. It is a transcript of the gene ankrd50l, whose product is annotated as ankyrin repeat domain 50-like. Bases 1196 to 5377 code for a protein of 1393 amino acids. NCBI's taxonomy places the organism in Eukaryota, Metazoa, Chordata, Actinopteri, Perciformes, Anarhichadidae. The record is from RefSeq and is a predicted model, not a curated record. The transcript has 4 exons. Gene Ontology annotation, molecular function: protein binding.
UGAGGCUUUCUUUUCUGCUCAGUUCCAUCAAGUGUUAAAUCACAGUUUAAAUCAGACAGAUUCAGUUCAGUGUAGCAGCUGGUGUUUGAUUAGUCACUGACUUUAAAUGCGGAGCACUCUUUAAUUUUGUCACAGAAGCCUUUGACAUUCCUUGUCUGGAGAGCGGUCACGCCCUCAAUUAUGCCUAACUUUAAACCUUGAUUUAAUUUAAACGGCACAGUUUUCACGACUGGGGAUAUUAGCUUUCGAGACCAGGCUAUAAACAUGUUUAAAUUUGCUGUGAAGUUGGGCAUUUUAAUAUGGGGGUCUAUGGGGAUUAACUUGCUUUUGAAGCCAGCUUCAAAUGGCCAUUUGUUGAACUGCAGUUUUUGGCAAUGCUGCGUUGGCUUCAUUCUGCAGCACUGGCAGCUGCCACUUGGUGUAGUGUUGCCCUGUGACUGAACCUUGACCCCAGGUAACCCCUCCCACCUGUCAACUGUUGAAUCGCUCAUGGCCACAUGAGUGUCUCUCUCUCUCUCUCUCUCUCUCUCUCUGCUCUGCUCUGCUCUGCUCUGCAUGUUCUGACAUGCCGAGGGAGGAGUCAAAUAAACCCCAAACAGGAAAAACCGGAGAGCGUGAGAGAUGGAUAGAAAGAGAGAUGGAGAGAGGGCGGUGUGAGGGUUGUAAAAGAGCUGAGGGCAUGAGAAAGUAAAAGUGAAUUUCAUGCUAAGGCUGCAGUUUUGGAUCGAUGAAACUGAGAGGAGGGAAGACUGUAGCUGUCAUUAGAAGACGGAGGACGACUCCGUCAUCAGGGGAGGGCUCCACGAACUCCAGGAGAGGCACGCUCAACGCUGGCAGCCACGGAUCCUCCUCUUCGCUUUGGUGCUUCGAACCGUGCAACAAAAAGAUCCUGACAAAUCCAAAUCAAGACACCGAAGAGGUGAUCCAUUAGCUGACUCAACCUUUCCCUGACUCCUCUUCUUGUCAGAAUUAUGCCUUAAGGCCUGCAGGGGGAAGGACAGCCACUGAUAAUGAUCGCCUGAUGCAACACUUUCAGGAACCGUCAGUGUGAGGAAAUACCCAGAGCUGUCACAAAACCAGAGGUGUCACCAGCUGCAGAUCUACCUAAAAGUUGGGAGUACGAUUACUGGAGGAGCAUGGGACAGGGAGUAAAGAGCACUGAGUUGUCCCCUGGAAGUCAGACGCCCGGGAACAAAUGAGUAGCAGCGGAUUUUCCAGCUUGCUCCAGGGCCGGCGUUUCUACUGCCGGGAAUGGGCCCUGGACAAGCUGCGACGCUGCCUGGACACCCGCUCCGUGCCGGGGCAGCCGCCAGGGCUGCUGGUGAUGGGGGGCCCUGGCGCCGGGAAGACCGCCCUGUGCACCGAGGUGGUGUGGCCCAUCUCGAAGGCAGGGCUGGCGGUCGGGCUGGCACCGCGCUGCCUGGCCUCCCACUUCUGCCAGCGGGAGGACCAGCGGAGUACUUCGCUGUGGAGGUUUGUCCUGGGCCUGGUGGAGCAGCUGAGGGCCUCACCUCUCCUCUCUCCUGGGUACGAAGAGACCCUCAACAGCCCGUCUGUAUCCUCCUGUCUGGAGCCUGUCGCCUGUCAAAGAGACCCCGACGACACCUUCAAGAGAGCAGUGUUGGGACCCCUGUUAGACCUUCCUCCUCCUGCCCAGACUCUGAUGGUGCUGGUGGACUCCCUCGACGUAGGGUAUGGGGCAGGCGAAGGGAGUGGAACGUCCAUUGCGCAGCUCCUGGCCGCCAAUCAACACCUGCUGCCCGGCUGGCUGCUCCUGGUCUGCUCCGUCCGCCGCCACAACAAGGUUGUGUGCAAGAUGUUCUCAGGUUUUCGUAGGAUCUCUCUAGACGAUCUGCGCAAACCUCCGCCAGUCCGUGACGUGCAGCAGUAUAUCCUUUGUCGGCUGGAUGAAGACGCAACACUUCGCCGUCAGCUCACUCCUGACACGGCUGACAUGCUGAAUCUGCUGCACAUUAAGAGUGGCGGCUGCUUUCUCUUCCUCGAGCGCGUGCUGGAUGGUGUGGGAGGUGCACUGGUGGGUCUCAGGGAGAUCCGUGACAUUCCCGGUACUCUGAAUGGCCUCUACCUGUGGUUGUGCCAGAAACUUUUCCCCCGGGGGCUCUUUGUCUUUGUCAGGCCUCUCCUCAAUGUCCUCUUGGCUGCCGCAAGGCCCCUCACGCCUCAGCAGCUUUUCACGGCAACAUGGACACAUGACACCUCGCUCAACCACCAGGACUUCCAGAACAAACUCCGAACCCUCACACCUCUCCUGAUCGAUGGCCCUGAGGGAACCAAACUACUUUUUCAUGCCAGCUUUGCUGAGUGGCUGACGGAUGUUAAGUAUUGCACACAGAAGUACCUGUGUAGCAGAACAGAGGGUCACAGUAUGCUUGCCAUGGCUCUGACUUUGCAGGGACCCCACCUGGACAUUGCAGACACUUGCCAGCUAGCCACACAUUUAGUUUUAUCAGGUCACCAUAAAGAUAACCCCUCAUUAUUGGCACUGUGGAUGCUGUGGGCAGGUGUGCCUGCUCUUACAACAAGUGGCAGUAUUGCACUAACCCCAUCCAUAAGCCAGCCUCCUGUUUUAGUCAGUCAGGAAGCCCUUCAGCUGUUAAUGAGUUGUGGGCUCGUCUCUGCAGCCUGUCUUUCAGAUUCCCACCCAAGUGUUGGAGUGCAUUGUACAGGUGAAGAGGGGAGUAGUUUAAAACAGGCUUUUGAAAGGGACGUGUCUGUAAAGAAGCUUCUAGGCUGUGGGGUCUCUGUAAACCAGCCUGGUUCUACAGAUGGACAGAUCUUGCUUGCCAGUGCGGCCCACGAGGGUUCUGCAAAUGUAGCCAAACUUCUCCUGGCUCGUGGAUUGGAUCCACUGGUCAAUGAUCAACAGGGUCAAACGCCACUCACUUUGGCUUCCAGGCAGGGGCAUGUCAAAGUGUUGUCUGUGCUCCUGGAUUGGACCAAUAGCCAGGGGCCAGAAACUGCUGUGCGGAUGAUGGAGCAUGUCGACAACGAAGGCUGGACAGCACUGCGCUCUGCAGCUUGGGGAGGACACAGCAAGGCUGUCCGGCUUCUGCUGGAUGCAGGAGCAGAUGUGGAUGGAUGUGACGCUGAGGGCCGUACUGCUCUCAGAGCUGCUGCGUGGGGGGGGCAUGAGGAAAUUGUCCUGACCCUGCUGGACUAUGGGGCACAGGUUGACAAAGCUGACAGCAUGGGCCGCACGCCGAUUAUCGCUGCUGCGUAUAUGGGACAUCAUGAAGCUGUGGAGAUAUUGCUGGACCACAAAGCAGAAGUUAACUUAGCUGAUGGAGAUGGGCGCACUGCUCUGUCAGUCUCUGCCCUCUGUGUUCCUACAGCAGCUGGGGUCAAAGGUUAUGGUGAGGUAGCAAGUCUGUUACUGGAGCGUGGAGCAGAUGCAGGACACAGAGACCAUGAUGGAAUGACACCAUUGCUUCUUGCAGCCUACGAGGGCCAUUACGACAUAGUUGAACUUCUGUUAGAAGCUGGUGCUGAUGUAGAUGAGACUGCUGGCCCUAAUGGCAAUGUCUCAGCAGCAGCGGCUGUCACUCCCCUGCUGGCAGCUGCAGCAAUGGGCCACAUGAGGACUGUGUCACGGCUGCUUUUCUGGGGAGCAGCUGUGGACGCCAUUGAUUGUGAAGGCAGAACGGCACUCUGCCUGGCAGCAGCGAGGGGCAGUAUUGAGGUUGUCCGCGCCCUGCUGUACCGAGGCCUGGACGAGAACCACAAGGACGACCUUGGCUGGACUCCAUUACAUGCUGCUGCCUGUGAAGGCCAUCGAGGUGUGUGCGCUGCUUUGACGGAGCAAGGCAGCAUGGCACGUGUCGGAGAGAUGGACAUUGAAGGACGCACCCCUCUUAUACUGGCUGCCCAGGAAGGUCACUGGAGCACCGUCAGGCUGUUGUUGGACAGACGUUCUCCCAUUGAUUACAGGGCGUACGAUGGACAUUCUGCCUUGAGUGCCGCCCUACUGGAGGGCCAUCUUGAGGUUGCCGAGCUGCUUAUGAGGCGAGGGGCUGAUACUGAUGUUCGGGAUGCAGAGGGAAGGCCUCUGCUCUACCUCCUGGUGUUGGAGGAAUACCUUGAAAAGGCUAAUCUCCUCAUAGAGAAAGGAGGGGUGCCCCUGGAGUCCCGAGACUCUGAGGGCCGUACAGCACUUCAUGUAGCUUCCUGGCAGGGGUGUAUUAAGAUUGUAGACCUACUGCUAAAGCAUGGGGCAAACCCCAAUGCGCAGGACACAGAGGGGAGACCCCCAAUCCAUUCAGUGGCUUGGACAGGACAUGCUGAAGUAGGACAUCGUCUCCUUGAAACCAGUGGUGUCAUUAUAGACCUUGCGUGUCAGCAGCGGGCAACAGCUCUCAGCAUUGCCGCCCAGGAGGGACAUGCAAACAUUGUUGCAAUGCUUCUGGAAAGAGGUGCAAAUCCCAAUCACAUGGAUAAAUAUGGCCGUAGUCCAGUCAAAGUGGCUGGGAAACACGGGCACUCCAGCAUUGUCAGACUCUUGGAGAGCUACGGAGCCCAGCCAUACGUAGGCCAGUUGCCUAACUCUAGCAAUGUCUCCCCUUCAAAACCCAACAAGAUCCUCUGCUCAGGCAUCUUCGAGAGUAGUGGAUGUGAAGUGACAGCCUCCUCCUCUUCAGUAUCUUCUCCCGGCUCCACUGCCGAACGAUUCCACUCCAUGCAGAGCUCCCAAACCUCAUCUACCUGCCACUCGCUGGCUACGGUGCAGACAGUGCCAGCUGACAGCCUCAGCUUUAUUCAGCAAAUCCAACAGCACUCACUGCCCCGCAGUCGUAGUCGUCCCUCCACCCUCCCCCCACCAGGGAGCUCGGGCAUGGGCAGCCUCCAUGGAAGCAGUCAGAGUCAUCCCAAAUUCAGCCCUCCUACCACUGUUUGCACAGUCGCUGCCAUGGUGCACAACUGCGCACUGCCUCAGAAAGGCUUGUCAUCUGGACUUGAAUAUCAUGACAAAAUGAACAAACAAAACUCAAACUUAAUUAAAGCAGACAGGACUACUAAUGCUGGUGGCAAAUGGAACUCAGUCAUGGCUUCCCUUGGGAUAAUGCCAGGGCAAGAUAGCCCUGCAGUAGGUGCUAAAAACAGAGAAAGUCCUCCUCUGGGCUACCCAUAUAGACUACAAAGCCCACUUCAAGGGGAGGCUUGGGAUUCUCUACCCCAGAAGAACAUUUUGUCACCUGCUUGCUACAGUUUUAGCCCAGUCCCACCUUGUAGUGCCUUGCCGGAGGAUGUUAUGGUCGGUAUGACAACCACAGACCCAAAACUCAAUCUGAAACAGGCCAUCAAACUGCAGUUUGAAGGGCCCACCAGUGCAGCCUUAUACAAGAGAGAGACACCCCUGUGACUGGUAUUCCAGUACGUGAAGUUGGCUAUUGCUCCACAUUCUUUACAAACCUUUUAUUUUGUUGGAGUAUGUGGGUUAAUGCUGAAACAAGCAGUUCAUUCUCAGUAAAUUAAGUAAUUUAAAUAAGUAAUUUAUCAAGCAGACUGACAAAUAUUCUCUAGUUGCAGCAUUUCAAAUGUGAGGAUUUGCAGCUUUUUUUUGUUUUAUACAAUUUUACAUCAACAUAUUAGGGUUUAGUCAUAAUUAUUUUGAAAAAUAAUGAUUGAUAAUGCCGCAGUGUGGGUAUUUACAGGUUAUGUUGUGGUACCAAAACAAAAUAGUCUCUGGUGGUGCAGACAUUUUAAUUUUAAUGACAACAUCUUUGUUUUAGGUGGAGUUGGACAUUUUUGCAGUUAAAAGACAAGGCAGUUUUCACUGUGUACAAUGACUUUCUGGGUUCAGAGGAGAGAGGAAGUGAUCCCUCUCUCCACCCCCCUUCAGAAAAUCAGAGGAAGAAGGAACGGAAUGACAUCAAAGCUUACAUUCCGGCUUUUCCGUUGCCUGUUGUGUGUGGAACAAGGCUCUCAGAGUACAUCCACACUACUCCGUUUCUAUUUGGAUACGGAGUUUUCAAAUAGAAACGACCUCCGUCCACACGGGUGUUUCAGCAUCCUUUUCGAAUUGAUCUGCAUCCACACGGCAACCUUCGAAAACGGAUAUCACGUGACCAUUAACGUACACUAGGCAU